AUUGCACUUGCCAGCUUCUAUGAGGACGGGGGUGAUGAGGACAUCCUGACUCUGCCCCAGCCAACACCCAGCUCUGUCUCCAGAGGCACUGCAGCCAGUGACCACAGAGUAACAUCCUUCAGAGACCUCGUUCAUGCACAGGAGGAAGAUGAUGAAGAGGAGGAGGGACAACGGUUCUAUGCUGGUGGCUCGGAGAGGAGUGGGCAGCAGAUCGUGGGUCCUCCAAGGAAGAAGAGUCCCAACGAGCUGGUGGAGGAUCUGUUCAAAGGAGCCAAGGAGCACGGCGCGGUGGCCGUGGACCGGGUGGCCAAGAGCGGAGGGGAGACGAGCAAGCCUAAACCCUUCGCAGGGGGAGGGUAUCGCCUCGGGGCUACUCCGGAGGAGGAGUCUGCUUAUGUGGCUGGAGAGAGGAGACAGAACUCAGCCCAGGAUGUCCAUGUUGUGCUGAAGCUCUGGAAGAGUGGAUUCAGUCUGGACAGUGGAGAACUGAGGAGCUACCAGGACCCAUCCAAUGCCCAGUUCCUUGAGGAUAUCCGCAGGGGAGAGGUCCCAGCAGAGCUGCGCAGGUUGGCGCGGGGCGGGCAGGUGAACCUGGAUAUGGAGGAUCACCGGGAUGAGGAGUAUGUGAAACCUAAAAGUGUCUUCAAAGCUUUUACUGGAGAAGGACAGAAGCUGGGCAGCACUGCCCCCCAGGUGAUGGGCACCAGCUCUCCAGCCCAGCAGGCAGAGAAUGAAGCCAAGGCCAGUUCUGCCAUCGCUAUCGAUGAGUCAGAGCCUGUCACCAACAUCCAGAUCCGGCUGGCCGACGGGGGAAGGCUGGUCCAGAAGUUCAACCACAACCACAGGAUCCGCGACAUCCGACUCUUCAUAGUAGAUGCCCGGCCAGUGAUGGCUGCCACCAGCUUCGUCCUCAUGACCACCUUCCCCAAUAAAGAGCUGACUGAUGAGAACCAGACCCUGAAAGAAGCCAACCUGCUCAACGCAGUCAUCGUGCAGCGGUUGACAUGAAGGACCCAGCUCUGGCCACGUGCCGGGCAGC
Molecule: messenger RNA, 1039 nt
Organism: Chaetura pelagica (chimney swift)
Lineage: Eukaryota; Metazoa; Chordata; Aves; Apodiformes; Apodidae
Gene: NSFL1C
Product: NSFL1 (p97) cofactor (p47)
Exons: 8
Biological process (GO): proteasome-mediated ubiquitin-dependent protein catabolic process; nuclear membrane reassembly; autophagosome assembly
Cellular component (GO): nucleus; cytosol
Molecular function (GO): ubiquitin binding
Source: RefSeq, a predicted model, not a curated record